AUGUCUGACUACGGCGGAGACGACGACCGCGAACCUCUCAACGACGAGCCCGCCUUCGACGAAGACCCCGAUGAGUACUACGAGCCGGAACCCGAGCCCGCAGCCGACGACGAAGCCGGCCAGCUCGGCGACCAAGACGGCCUGGGCGCAAACGGCGGCGGCAACGGCGCAGCAGGCGAGACAGACCACGUCAUCGCGUCGGGCGACCCUAACGCGGCGGCCAACCAUGGCAAGGGCAACGAGAAAUCGCACAAGGACAAGAAGAUCCCGAGCGACCAGCGCACGACCACGCCGUUCAUGACCAAGUACGAGAAGGCGCGCAUCCUGGGCACGCGCGCGCUGCAGAUCAGCAUGAACGCGCCUGUGCUUGUGGAUUUGGAGGGGGAGACGGACCCGCUGCAGAUUGCUAUUAAGGAGCUGCGCGAGAAGAAGAUCCCGCUUAUUGUGCGGAGGUAUCUGCCUGAUGGAUACUACGAGGACUGGACCUGCGAGGAGCUCCUCCAAUGA
Molecule: messenger RNA, 507 nt
Organism: Dichotomopilus funicola
Lineage: Eukaryota; Fungi; Ascomycota; Sordariomycetes; Sordariales; Chaetomiaceae
Product: RNA polymerase, subunit omega/K/RPB6
Exons: 3
Coding region: 1-507 (168 amino acids)
Biological process (GO): tRNA transcription by RNA polymerase III; transcription by RNA polymerase I; transcription by RNA polymerase II
Cellular component (GO): RNA polymerase I complex; RNA polymerase II, core complex; RNA polymerase III complex
Molecular function (GO): DNA binding
Source: RefSeq, a predicted model, not a curated record